This is a messenger RNA of Pseudopodoces humilis (Tibetan ground-tit), 1025 nucleotides long. RefSeq names its product C-C motif chemokine 19. Gene Ontology annotation, biological process: positive regulation of GTPase activity; eosinophil chemotaxis; inflammatory response. Gene Ontology annotation, cellular component: extracellular region. The record is from RefSeq and is a predicted model, not a curated record. Gene Ontology annotation, molecular function: CCR chemokine receptor binding; chemokine activity. Lineage: Eukaryota; Metazoa; Chordata; Aves; Passeriformes; Paridae.
UCUCCAACCCACCCUCUGACAGACUCAGCAGCAAAAUGCAGCGGCUGCAUCUUCUCUGCCUCAGUCUCCUGUUACUGGGACAUAUCCUAGAUGUGCACAGUGGGAACAACGUCCUGGACUGCUGCCUGCGGACAAGCGAGACACCCAUCCCGAGGCGGAUCGUGCAGGAUUACCGGCUCCAGCUGGUGCAGGACGGCUGUGACAUCCCUGCUGCUGUAUUCAUCACCACAAAGGGCAAGCGCCUCUGUGCACCCCUCCGUUCCCCAUGGGUGAUUCGUCUCCAAGAAAGGCUGGAUGCUGGCUCUGCCAAGAGGGGCAAACCCCAGGGCAAGUAGGUCCUGAAGAAGCCAUGGCUGGUCCCAACAGCUGGAGGGGACCACCUCCCAGUGAAUCUGAUGCUAAUGGAACCAACCUGCUUCCACCUCCAGUCUCAGGCCAGACCCUUCUUGAGACUCAUACCAGUGUGUGGGGCUGGGCAGAGCCCUGUCUGCUCUGUCUUUUUCCCUCUGCCUCCAAUGUGACCCAGCAGCCUGUGUCAAGCUGAGCCAGGGGCUGCUGGACUCCACCACCUUUGCAUCCUGGAAGCUGUUUGAGGGACUGAUCUGCGAGGUGAGCUGGGGAGUCUCAGACUUCCCAUCAGCACAGCAGCUGUGACCUGCGGCUCUAGUCUGAUCCCUUUGGUUUCCAUUGUCAGCCCCAGCCUAGAGUCCUUCUGCAUCCCUGGGAUGGGCUGCCAGCAUAGAACAGUGUGGGGAUGGAGGGAAGUGAUGGAGAUGUUCCACAAUGGUCAUACAUUGUGCUGAUCCUUGCCAAGCACAUCCCAGAUGCCCUCAGAAAAUGUGUGGCUGAUGUGGCUCCUCUCUCACUCCUGAAUUCCCUGCACUGUUUCCUUUCUGCCCUUCAUAGCAAGGGUAGAAAUAGAGCCAUUAAUGUGGAGCAGGCAGAGAUGUGGCUCUCAGCCCCAGCUCUCCUCCAGGACAUUGCACUCUUUCUAAGCCUGACUCACCGUCCAGCCCUGCCCCAUG